Dioscorea cayenensis subsp. rotundata (Guinea yam) is the source of this 2537-nucleotide messenger RNA. Its product is annotated as alpha-mannosidase I MNS4. Gene Ontology annotation, cellular component: membrane; endoplasmic reticulum. The transcript is spliced from 17 exons. The coding region runs from base 286 to 2016 and encodes 576 amino acids. The record is from RefSeq and is a predicted model, not a curated record. Lineage: Eukaryota; Viridiplantae; Streptophyta; Magnoliopsida; Dioscoreales; Dioscoreaceae. Gene Ontology annotation, biological process: mannose trimming involved in glycoprotein ERAD pathway; endoplasmic reticulum mannose trimming; carbohydrate metabolic process. Gene Ontology annotation, molecular function: mannosyl-oligosaccharide 1,2-alpha-mannosidase activity; calcium ion binding.
UUGAGCAAUGAGAAACAAUUUGGACUCUAGCUGUGGAUACGAACGAGAACUGUUUCCCUCCUUGAUUCAAAGGCAGAACCGGGAUGUCUGAUCCAUAGGAGUGUACUUUAGUCCUUCCAGUUGAUUGGCAAGAAUUCAAAUGCAGUAGGAUGUGAUUCACUGAGAAGAGGUCCCUUGGUACUAGUCUAACUGAAAUUGUGGUCUUGACUGAUGAGCAAGGGGGAAUUUCCCCCUGCAGUAGUAUUGAUUCUUUUCCAAGGCUUACCACAAUUAUGAGUACGGGAGAUGUUUUAUCAUGCCUUUGAUGGGUACAUGGAGCAUGCUUUUCCACUUGAUGAAUUGAGGCCUUUAACUUGCAAAGGAGAGGACACACUUGGUGGUUAUGCAUUAACCCUCAUCGAUUCAUUGGAUAUGUUGGCCUUGCUAGGGGAUCAUGAACGGUUUGCUGCAGCUGUUGAAUGGGUCGGAAAGAAUGUCCGGUUUGAUAUUGACAAAACUGUCUCUGUAUUUGAGACCACAAUUCGCAUUCUCGGGGGUUUGCUAUCUGCUCAUCUCAUCGCCAGUGAUUAUGCCACGGGUAUGAGAAUCCCAUCUUAUGAUAAUGAAUUGCUUCAUUUGUCAGAGGAUUUGGCCAAAAGGUUACUGCCAGCAUUUGAUACUCCAACUGGAAUCCCAUACGGAUCUGUCAAUCUGUUGCGUGGAGUGGAUGAAAAUGAAAGCAAGAUAACAUCAACAGCUGGUGGUGGUACUUUGACAUUAGAAUUUGGAGUGCUGAGUCGUUUGACUAAUAACCCCAUUUUUGAGCAAGUUACAAAGAAUGCAGUGCGUGGUAUAUGGGCUAGAAGAUCAAGAAUCAACCUAGUUGGAGCACAUAUCAAUGUUUUUACUGGUGAAUGGACUCAAAAGGAUGCUGGCAUAGGUACAAGCAUUGACUCCUUCUAUGAGUACCUUCUUAAGGCUUAUUUAUUAUUUGGAGAUGAGGAGUACUUAUUUAUGUUCCAGGAAGCUUACAAGGCUGCCAUGCGUUAUCUUUACCAUGAUCCUUGGUAUGUGGAAGUGAAUAUGAACUCGGCAGUAACUGUUUGGCCAUUAUUCAAUAGCUUGCAAGCAUUCUGGCCAGGACUUCAGGUGUUAGCCGGUGACAUUGAUCCAGCAAUGAGAACACAUGCUGCCUUCUUUAGUGUAUGGAAGAAAUAUGGCUUUACCCCAGAGGGAUUUAAUCUGGCCUCAUUUGUUGUUCAGAAUGGCCAAAAGAGCUAUCCAUUACGCCCAGAACUGAUUGAAAGCACCUAUUGGUUAUUCAAAGCUACAAGAAAUCCGAGGUAUCUUGAUGCUGGCCGUGAUAUGAUCACAAGCAUUCAGUAUGGUGCUCAUUGCCCUUGUGGGUAUUGUCAUAUAGAGGAUGUGGAAACUCACAAACAAGAUGACCACAUGGAGAGUUUCUUUCUUGCUGAAACUGUCAAAUAUCUUUGGCUUCUUUUUGAUUUAGCUGUUGGUCCAGACAACAUUGUGGAGAAUGGCCCAUACAAGUAUAUAUUCAGCACUGAAGGUCAUAUAUUGCCUGCUUCCCCUCAAAUAUCCCUAGCAAGUGAGCAUUGCUCCUACUUGGGAUCAUAUUGCAGAGCGGGCCAACAACAAGGAUAUGGAACUGCUGACAUUUCUCUAGAUCAACGGGAGACAAAUGAUACUGAACAUAUAAGUUGGGAUCGUUCUAUUCCUCAUCCCAAAAUGCAUGACUCCUUUUCAACCUCAGGUUUUAUAAAGGGAUUUUGUCCUGGGCUGACUCAUUGGCAGAAAUUUGGUCUGUCAUACACGGAAGAGCAAGGCCAAAGUCAGGAAACUGACUCCCAAAGUCAAAGUCAAACUCGCUCUGUUUUUGUAAUCGCUAAACCAACUCCUAAACAAUCAGUGAUCAGUCAUCAGAAUGACCAUCAUGAAAUCGAAGAAUCAAGCCAGGAUUCAGGGAAACUCUCAUCUUCUUCAGAUAAUGCAGAUGCACAAGCUGUUGAUCAAUAAAAUACGCAACAAGAUGAAGAUUAGUCAUGCGUGGAUCACCUGUUGAAUUGUAUGUUCCUACACCAAGAUCAGAUGAAUGAUUUGUUUUGAAAUGGCUGAGGAUUAGAAGCAGUUGGCACCAAUGCCCUACCAAUUCCCUCCCUCAGUGUAUCAAAGCGUGCAGUUGACAUUGUCUUCGGCUAUUGCUGCUACCCUUUUAAAUUGGAUUUGUAGAUGUAUGGUAAUUUAGCAGGCAUCACCUUUGCGGUCAAAGUGUAACUGUUCAUUUCAUUCAAGUGAUUGCCGGGUGAAUUAGAGGAUGCAGAAAGGUUUUGGUCAUUACAUCAUGAGCUAGCAAAAGGAUAUUGGGAAAACUAGACUUAUGUUUUAUUAUAUUUAUUGCAUUCUUUUAGUGGUGACGUUUCUAGAUAGUAUCUAUGUUUUCCUUGUGAUAAUUAUCUGACAUUAUGACCAAAAAUAAUUUUAUUUAUCACAUUCAGGAAGUGAGGAAUAGAAAGUUGGAAACAAAAUCUGUUUGUUUA